Heterobasidion irregulare TC 32-1 is the source of this 1317-nucleotide messenger RNA. RefSeq lists its product as uncharacterized. NCBI's taxonomy places the organism in Eukaryota, Fungi, Basidiomycota, Agaricomycetes, Russulales, Bondarzewiaceae. The coding region runs from base 1 to 1038 and encodes 345 amino acids. The transcript is spliced from 10 exons. Gene Ontology annotation, biological process: triglyceride biosynthetic process. Gene Ontology annotation, cellular component: endoplasmic reticulum membrane. Gene Ontology annotation, molecular function: diacylglycerol O-acyltransferase activity. The record is from RefSeq and is a predicted model, not a curated record.
AUGGAUGCGCGGCCAAUGUUGUCGUCGGCCUCGCGCAGCCUUUCGUCCUCCUCUCUCAAAGAACGACUGUCUAAACUCACUGUGACGCCGUUACGCCCAGUUCAGGCUCUCCAAGCUCACGUUGAGUUCGUGCCGUCACACAUACCAAGAGCGCGAAGGCUGCAGACGACAGUAGUUGCGAUAUGGUCCACAAUGAUCAUCACGACGGCAUUCUUAUUCUUACUGUUGUGUUCUUUCCCACCGCUGUGGCCAUUCCUCGCAAUAUAUUUCAUAUGGCUGCUUUAUGUAGACGGCGGACCCGAACACGGCGGAAGGUUGAGCCCAUGGUUCCGCUCCCUUCCAUUCUUCAAACACUUUGCAGAAUAUUACCCUGCAUCGGGAGCGCUGGCCACGUUCGCCACUGAAGGCACAGGUUUCUCGGAGGCCUUCCCUGGAAUCAAGCCGCACCUCCUCACCCUUGCAUCUAACUUUAGAAUGCCCAUAUAUCGCGAGAUUCUUCUCUUCCUCGGCGUUUGCUCCGUUAGUAAAAGCUCGUGCUCAAAUAUCCUCAAGAGUGGCCCUGGGCAGGCGAUCACGAUUGUUGUAGGUGGCGCCGCCGAGAGUCUGAGUGCUCGACCAGGUACCGCAGACUUGACAUUGCGAAGACGAUUAGGGUUCAUCAAGAUCGCCAUCCAGCAUGGAGCCGACCUAGUCCCUGUAUUCUCCUUCGGCGAGAAUGAUAUAUAUCAGCAAAUGCCGAACGAGGAAGGGACACUUGUCUACACCCUUCAGAAGAACUUUCAAAGAGUUUUUGGUUUCACUCUUCCACUUUUUCAUGGUCGCGGACUCUUGAACUAUAACUUGGGACUGAUGCCUUACCGCCGACGCAUAGUGUCCGUUAUUGGGCGGCCUGUUCAUGUCGUCCAGACCGACAAACCAACUCUGGAAGAAAUUACUGGAGUUCAACAGGCCUACAUCGAGGAGCUAAUGAGGAUAUGGAAUACAUACAAAGACGAAUUCGCGCGCUCUCGACGCAGAGAGCUGAGCAUCAUCGCUUGAGGCGCGCAGAAAUUGUCAUAGAGUAGCGAACGCAUACUUCCGCGCUGGCUCUCCUCUAAUCUACGCACUGUCUCUUUUGCUGUCGUACCUUUCGGUGCACCCUCCAUGAUCUACUAUACCUCAACACACGCAGAUGUCCUUGCAUAUUCGAAUCUCCCGCGCCCUCAUACGCUACUACCUGUACAAGCACCUUUACAUUUAUUUUCCCCCAAGCCCCAUCGAAAAAGACAUCAUAGAAUUUUGAUGCGCUCUUUGGAGACCCAGUUGUAUGUAGAAUAC